Molecule: messenger RNA, 1074 nt
Organism: Gryllus bimaculatus (two-spotted cricket)
Lineage: Eukaryota; Metazoa; Arthropoda; Insecta; Orthoptera; Gryllidae
Source: the annotation of a GenBank genome assembly
AUGGAACUUCGGUACAUUGGUGGUGUGUACGGAGGGAACAUUAAACCCACACCAUUCCUCUGCCUGGUGUUGAAAAUGUUGCAGAUACAGCCAGAAAAGGACAUUGUUGUUGAAUUUAUUAAGAACGAAGAAUUUAAAUAUGUUCGUGCUCUUGGUGCUUUGUAUAUGAGGUUAGUAGGCACUUCUUUAGAUUGCUACAAAUAUUUGGAACCGCUGUUCAACGACAGCAGGAAGUUACGCCGGCAGAAUAGGAGCGGCAGUUUUGAACUUGUACAUAUGGACGAAUUUAUUGAUGAAUUAUUGCGUGAAGAACGAAUGUGUGAUAUAAUACUCCCACGUAUUCAGAAACGACAUGUUUUGGAAGAAAAUAAUGAACUCGAAGCUAAAGUGUCUGCGUUGGAAGAUGAUUUAGAAGAAGGUAUGGAAUCAUCCGGAGAUGAAGACGAUGCACCGGUGAAAGCUCCUGAACCUCCACCUGCCCCAGUAGAUAACCACUGGCCAACAUCUCGGAGCGGGGGUGGUGGAGGCGGGGGAGGAGGUGCCGGUGGUGGAGGAGGGCGUGAAGAAAAGACGAGACGCCCAUCGCCCCCGCGUCGCCGCAGCCCAUCUCGAGACCGAGACAGGGAUCGAGCUCGGGAGCGUGACAGGGAUCGGCGCCGCAGCCGGGAGCGUGAUCGACGAGGCACAGAACGAGACGUUAAAAAGGCCCGUCGGAGCCGCAGUCGUGAUCGACGGCACCGUUCAAAAUCCCCCAUCGUGGCAAGCGGACGACGUGAUCGUGAUCGUGACAGGGAUCAUCGAACAACACGGGAUAACAGGGAUACAAGAGACACCCGUGACAACAGAGAUAUGCGAGAUGGCAGAGACAACCGUGACAUGCGCGACAGAGACAGAGAUAAUAGAGAUACCAGAGAUAGUCGAGAUACCAGGGAUAAUAGGGACAAUCGUGAUACCCGUGACAAUAGGGAUAAUCGUGAUAACAGGGACAGCAGAGACAUGCGUGAUAGUCGAGACAAUAGGGAUUCGGACAGGCGUCGUGACAGAGAUGUUGAUAGAGGGCGAGCUCGCUAUUAG